This is a messenger RNA of Pedinophyceae sp. YPF-701, 2160 nucleotides long. Lineage: Eukaryota; Viridiplantae; Chlorophyta; Pedinophyceae. The record is from the annotation of a GenBank genome assembly.
AUGGCCGCGGACGACGACCUCGCCUACCUCCUGUCGAUCGCUCCCGACGACGACGAGGCGUCGGGCCCGGACUCGCCCGCGCCCGCCCCCGCACGCGACCCCACACCCGCGCACCCAGCACCACACCCGUCCGCAACACAGCGACCGCAAGACCCCCCCGCACGCGCGCCCGACGACGACCCCCCGCCGGCGUCCGUCGCUCCGGGGGCGUUCGCGGCCAUUUUCGGCGCCGGGAAGCCGCCCCAACCCUCCCAGCGCAGCCAUGUGGCAGCGGGACAGGCUCAACCCUCCGCGCGCCCGUCCGCGAGCGGCCGGACCGUGCCGCCGCCGCAGAGGGUGCCGCUGCCUGCGCACAUGGCGGCACAGACAAGCGCGCGCCCCGCCGCGGCAACAACGUCCGCCUUCGGCAUGAAGCGCGCACAGGGGGGGGUGUCCGACCGCAGCCAGCAGCCUGACGAGGCGUUCCGGGACCCGCUGACAGGUCUCCACGUCAUCAAGCCCGUGUUCUCGCUGAUGGCGCUGCGUACGAGGUUCGAGCUGUACCAGUACUUCCAGCUGGGCACGCACCCCGCCGCCGAGAGCCGCGAGGGCCGCGGGCAGGGCGCGGGGGGGGACCAAAGGCCGUGGGGCACCGUCGGCGUGCUAGUCGAGAAAAAGAAGGCAGCUACGACGAAGACCGGCGGCGUCUACCACGUGUGGGGGCUGCGGGACGCACACGGCAACAGCAUGACGCUGUUCCUGUUCGGCGACGCCGUGAAGGCCCACGGCACCAUGCUCGACGGCACCGUGCUGGCUAUCUUUGACGCGCGGGUGCGGGCCGGGAAGGGCGACACGACGAUCUCGGUGGACCGCCACGACCAGAUCAUCAAGGUGGGGAGGAGCGGGGACUUCACGCACUGCCGCGGCGCCGACGAGGACGGAGCAAAGUGCAGGGUCGUUGUGGCCUCGGGGGAACUGUACUGCCGCCGGCACUUGAAGGCGCGCAAGGACCUGCUGCGGCGCUCGCGUCGCCCUGACGUCACCGGGGCUCUGCACGUCACGAACAUGGGCAGCACCAUCCGGUAUAAGGAUCCAGCCCGGGCGCACCUUGUUGCGUUGGGCGGCGAGGUCGGGGCGCGGCCUGCGUUUGCGGAUCAGGGGACGGACUCAGCGGUGCACAAGCGCGCGCUGGCGGCCGGGAAGACGAUGGGCGCGAAGUACCUGACGGCGGUCACGGAGGCGCAGCAGCGGGAGCGCGAGCGCGAGCAGAGCGCGCGGUCUGCGGCGGGGCAGCAGGCCACGGAGGACGCGGGGCUGAUCCAGCGGCUGAUUCGCGCCCAGCGGGACCCGAACGACACGUCGCGCAUAAUGCCGGAGCAGGCGAAGCUGCAGGCGCGAAAGCUGCUGGAGCCAGAGCGCGACAGCGCCCCCGACCCCGACCCCGCGGCGGCGCGGCUCGAGAGGGCAGUGAAGCACGACCCCGGGGGGAGUCGCGGGGGUGCUCUCGUGGUGAAGCCGGCGGCCUCGGUUUCGCGCCAGGCAGCGGCGGCAGCAGCGGCGCGAGGGCCGCUCGAGGCGGCCGCCGCGCGCCUCAACGCGGGCGCGGCGACCGCAAGGACUGGCGGCCCCCUGGGGAGGGUGUCGGCAGGCGGCGUCAGGAAGAAGACGUCGCGGCCGGCGCCCGGCUCGUUCGCCGCGGCGUUUGCCGGCGCGACCGCGCUGGCCGGGGCGGCGACGGCGCUCGAGAAGAAGCGCAUGAUGAUGGAGGCUGCGGAGGACCGCGCGAUGCGCGUCGUGGACCAUUUCGUGGAGAAGGAGGUGAUGGAAGAGGGGGAGAACGGCGGGAAGGAUCCGGACGAGGUGCAGGCGUACUACUGUCUGACGUGUCGGACGUGGUCGCAGUAUCGGCCGAAGAAGGAUUGCCUGAAGUGGAACCACAAGGUGGAGAAGAAGACGGCGCGGCAGCGGUGGUUCCGUUGCGUGGAGUGCCGGGCGAUCGAGUGCGCGGUGGGGACGAUCGUGCCGUCGGGCGGGUGCAGGAAGUGCGGCGCGGUGCGGUGCUGGAAGGCUUGCGAGCGGCCGCAGAGGCGCAAGCGGGCGCUGGACGCGCUGCUGGAGGAGCGCGACAAGCUGCAGGUGACUGUCGAUGGGCAGAGACACGACUACGACGAAGUCAGCUGA